Messenger RNA from Procambarus clarkii (red swamp crayfish), 1761 nucleotides. Its product is annotated as coiled-coil domain-containing protein 32. Lineage: Eukaryota; Metazoa; Arthropoda; Malacostraca; Decapoda; Cambaridae. The record is from RefSeq and is a predicted model, not a curated record. Gene Ontology annotation, biological process: cilium organization.
AAGAACGCUUGCAAAAGUAAACAGUGCCUGCCUACUGCAUCUGUUAGGGCCUCCUGGUUCACAACCUUGUCGCCCAGUGAACUCCUGUUUCCCCUGGAGGUCACCGGCUACACAUUUAUUGACAGUUAGGUUACGAUAUUUCUGUCUGGCAUUCCUUUUCAAGAGAACGUUUUUGUCGCCUGGGGUUACGUGGAAGUUAAUUAUUUUUGUUUCUGAUCAACUGGUUGUGUUUUGCACGUCAGGCUGCGUGCAACUGUAUCGAACAGAUUGGUUGAGGAGACCAGCAACCAGGUCUGGUCAGGAACUGGGCCGCGGGGACGUCGACCCACGGAAUCAACAGUUUUAGUGGCAAUCAUACACACAUUGUGCAGUAGCGUGGGUACACAAUAAUGCAGUGUCAAAAUGAGGAUCUAUGGGGCCCAGUUCCUUCACACACUAAUCGCUCAGGAACAGACCCACUUGGUUUCGAAGACUCCUUCUCACCCCCUCAAGCAACUUCUGCUGGAGGAGGCAGCCACCAACUUUAUGCAGAGAGUGACUACAUUCCUCUCGAAGACUCUUCACAGUACUUAGCUGGACUUGAACGCAAAUUAGCAUGUGUUCAAGGUCGUUCAGAUGUUGGCAGACAAACAGAGAGUAGCAGACUCAUUGAUGCUUUAGCAACCACAAGAGAAGACCAUGCACACCACUUAAUGAAUACUCCUAACAACGUUGGCACCGAUAGUGAUGUAAUUGAGCCCGAUAGUGACCACAGUACAUCUUUUACAGCUGCAACAGUGGAUCCACAAGGUGCUUUGGGUGCUAUGUUAAGGAGAGUGGCACCAAACAAAGUUGCACUUGCCCCUGAGGAGCUGUGUCGUCUCUUGGAGGCCGAUAUUCUUGCCAAGGCUCAUGAAGCUCUCGAUGAAGAGGCUCUAGCACCACACCUUCCCGUACAUCAGUCCAAAACCUCUUUAGAAGAAUGUUGUAAUGAAGAGGUUAAAUCAGCAGAUAAUGGCACAGAAAUUAAUUUAGAUAAAACAAAAUCUCCAGCUGUAACAGCAGCAAAAUCUCCAUUUGAUCUAAAAGAACCAUCAUCAGAUGAAGGUGAAAAAUAGAUGAUAGCUACUAGUGUGAAUAAUUUAUAUAAAUGUUAGGAUUAAAUUAUCAUGUAAUUGCAAAUGCCUCUUAGUUCACAGUCUCAGGACUAAUAUGCAUCUUAAAAUACUUAAUAAUUGGAAAUUCAUAUCAAAGCAAUAGAAUUCUUUUGCAAUUGAUAAGUUGCAAUAAUCUGGCUAAAAUAUGAUUUAACAAUUGUGGUUAAUACAUAACUUAACAAAAAGGUUAAGGUACAACUUUCACCUUUUAAUUAAAAUUGAAGCAUUAUUUUCAUAUAACCGAAUUGAAAUUAUAUACAUGCUCUAAAAUAAUAAAUGGGGAUACAGCACUACUGCAUAUCAACAUCAGUCACUGACUGAGAAGUUGUAAUCCACAAAAUUGUGUUGGGCAUUAAGUUGUGACAGUAGGUCUUUGUAAUAGAGCAUAAAAAGAUUGGUUGGUAGUUGUAGUGGCACUUGGAAGUGGGAAAGACAGUAGUUAUUCAUUUAAACUUUAAAAAAAAAAAAAAAUUAUGGCUUUAUAGCGAUUUUACAUUUCCCACACCCCAGCUUUGAUAAGAUAAUUGUGGUUUAAAUAAUUUGUUUGCCCCCAAUGAAUAAUUUGAAAUGUUUCAGAGCCUUUGUUAUAUAUAAUUUUAUUACAAAAUAUAUAUUAAUACUUUAA